Molecule: messenger RNA, 996 nt
Organism: Hordeum vulgare subsp. vulgare (domesticated barley)
Lineage: Eukaryota; Viridiplantae; Streptophyta; Magnoliopsida; Poales; Poaceae
Exons: 5
Coding region: 1-996 (331 amino acids)
Source: RefSeq, a predicted model, not a curated record
AUGGACCUAAGGAGGAACAAGGAAGGGGAGGUGCAGCCUCACCUCGGGAAGGAAGGGAAGAGGCCACCCGCUCGAAGGAGUAGCCAUAGGGGAAGAAGAUGCCGGCGGUUCCCUGCUGCCGACGAGGUAGAGGAAGACGGCGGGAGCUCCGGGGCCGAGGCAUUGACGCACUGCUGGCCGUCGCUGUGGUCGCCCCUCGUCCUCAACGCUGGAGGAGAGAUUGAGGUUGGUGCUACUGGCACUACUGGCUGUGCUUGGUGCUGGUUGUUGUUAGCUGAGCUGAAGGGUUACAUCCUGCCUAGGGUGUCCCGGCGUUCUACAGGUGGCUGGCGGACCGGUACCCACAGACGGUGUCGGACGCAGAGGAGGAGGAGCCCGUGGAGCUCGAGCCCGGGGCCUUCGUCCCCGUCGACCCCCAGGGGGUUCCAUGUUGUGACCUUCACCCUCCCCAUGUCUGACAUCGUCAACUAUAAUGUGAAAGGGAAGGCCGAGAAGAAUGUGGAGUUGCUCUCGGAACACCUUGCGGAUUGGGUCAGGGAGGAGGAUGGGAAGAAUAUUGUUUUCCAUACUUUCAGUAACACCGACUGGCUUUGCUAUGGUGUGAUACUGGAGAACUUGCAGCGGCAGGAUCCUUCGGCGGUGGAGAAAAUCAAGGGUUUCGUAAUCGAUUCAGCGCGUGUUGCUGUCCCGGACUCUCAGGUGUGGGCACUAGGUUUCUCGGCUGCUAUCAUGAAGAAAAACAGCGUGGCAACGAAAGGAGCUGUAUCAAAUGAUACAAGGUCUCACGUCAUAGUUGUGGAGUCUCAAAAUGAUAUCAGACCAGCAGCUACUAAGGCUGUUCUACUAUCUGCGUUGGAGAAGUUCUUCGAUAUUGUUCUGAACUAUCCGGCCAUAAAUAGGUAUGCAGCUGAUCCACAUAUGCAGGUGUCUUGUGCAUUUUCAGCCUUGUGGACAAUAUCCAAAUUCUCUAAGCCUUUUCAGUAUAUCUGUUUUUAA